AUGGCUUCAAAUAAAAAUGGUUUGACAGAAACCUCCAAAACAGAUAAUGGUAGUGAUAAAUUAGUUGCUUCGUCUGAAUGGAUAUCUUUAACUGACGAUAAUGGGAUAAAAAAGCGUAUAAUAACAAAAGGAACCGGGCCAGAAUUACCUUCGCGUUCUUUCGUGGCAGUACAGUAUAGUAGCUGGUUGCUGACGAAAAAAAGUAAGGGUGAACAUGAAAUAUUGACGGAAACGUUGAUUGAAUCAACAGAGGAUAGAUAUGGAACGCCAUUUACUUUUCAACUUGGUUCAGGUCAAGUGGUUCAUGGGUUGGAUGAAGCAGUAAAAACCAUGUUUGUUGGCGAGAAAUGUGAAAUUUCAUUGACAUCAGAAUAUGCCUAUGGGAAAAUUGGAUAUCUUCCAUUCAUUCCUCCUAAUGCCGAUCUAAAGUACGAAGUAGAAGUAUUAAGAUUCACCGAGCAACCAGUAAAACGCAAGCUGCUCAGACUGACAAAGUUAAAACAGGAAGGCAAUGAAUAUUACAAAAAGAACGAUUCUAUACGAGCAAGAGAAUACUAUCAAAAAGCCCUCGGAAUCAUUGAAGACGAAGCAACAGAAUAUGCACAAGAACCAUCAAAAACAGAUGCAGAUGCGGCUGUAACUGUAACUGAAGCAUCAGGAUCAAAAAUAUCGAAAAGACUCAUAAACAAAGAAUUUCAAGAAUUAUUUGUUAUUCUGAAUUCUAAUACUGCUGCUUGUUUUUUAGCAGAACGAGAUUUCUUUGGUGCGAAAAAACACUGUAAAGAAGCUCUCGAACAAGACCCCAAUAAUGUCAAAGCACUCUACAGACUUGGUCAGGCAUUCCUCGGAAUGAAUGAGUUCGAUGAAGCGAUUAAACAAGUAGAUCAAGGACUAUCGAUUGCACCAAACGAUAACUCGCUUAAAUUGUUGAGAGAAAAAAUUGUGUCUGCAAGAAUUCAAUCCGAGAAAAAAGAAAAGAAUAUGUAUAUCUUACUGACAAGGUUGAUUCCAAUUCAGUUACCAAGAAUAACAACACAAUCACCACUACUACCACGAACGCUGGUCAUGUCAACUCUUUCUACUCCUAACGUGUCUAAACGAUCAAUUAUUGAAAAUAAAGAGCUUAGUCGAUUACCAACCGAUAUCAAAUUCUAUGCGGUCUUAGUUGGUGGUGCUCUAGCUAUUGCUACCAUCGGGGCUGGCCUUUAUUACUAUAUCAAUUCAAGGUCACCCCGUCCCAAAUCGAGCAAGAAAGAACAAUCAAUCACUCCAUGGGAAGUAGAAGGAGCGGUCAUUGACGGAAAACCGCAAGCCAUAAAUUAUGAUAAGCUAAUUGAGCAGUUUGGUACAAAACCGAUAUCUAAUGAAUUGUUGACAAGGCUAGAGAACUUGACGGGAAAAAAACCACAUCUUUUGUUGAGGAGGGGUGUGUUUUUCUCACAUAGAGAACUCGAGAAUAUUCUUAAUAAAUAUGAACAAAAGAAACCGUUCUUUUUGUACACUGGUCGAGGACCAAGCAGUACAAGCAUGCAUCUUGGUCACAUGAUUCCAUUUGUGUUUUGCCAGUGGUUACAAGAAGUAUUUGAUGUUCCUCUGGUGAUUCAAUUAACAGAUGACGAAAAAUUCCUUUUCAAAACUGAUUUGACACUCGAUGACGCACACAAAUUUGCAUUUGAGAAUGCUAAAGAUAUUAUUGCGUGUGGUUUCAACCUGGAGAAAACUUUUAUUUUUUCAGAUUUUGAUUAUGUUGGCGACUGUAUUGGAAAACUUCAUUUCGUGGCAAUCCAAGCUGCUCCUUCCUUUUCAAACUCAUUUCCACAGAUAUUUGGCAAGAAAAGUGAUAUCCCAUGCUUAAUUCCUUGUGCUAUUGAUCAAGAUCCAUACUUUCGAUUAACCCGUGAUGUAGCUCACAAACUCAAAUACCCAAAGCCAAGUUUAAUCCACGCGAAAUUUUUCCCGGCACUUCAAGGGCCUCAAACUAAAAUGUCAGCAUCGAUAGACAGCUCGGCGAUAUUUCUAACAGAUACAGCCAAUCAAAUAAAGAAAAAAGUCAAUAAAUACGCUUUUUCAGGAGGCGGUGACACUCUGGAACUACACAAACUAAAUGGUGGAAACCCAGACAUCGAUGUUGCCUAUCAGUAUUUAACAAUGUUUCUAGACGACGAUGAUGAAUUGGAGGACAUAUAUAAAAAAUACAAAUCUGGUGAGUUGAUGACUGGUGAACUAAAAGCUAAAUGUAUUGCAGUCCUCCAAAAAUUCGUGGGCGAUUUUCAAAAGCGUAAAUCUGAGAUAACUGAUGAUCUGGUCAAGCAAUUCAUGAACCCAACUCGUAAAAUUGUAGUCAAUGAUUUGGAUGGGAAAUCUAAGAUAAAUGAUGACCCAACUCGUAAAAUUGGGAAAUCUGAUGAUCAAGUUGAAAUUUUACCGGAAGUCAAAAUUAGCGAAUCAUAA
This is a messenger RNA of Ambispora gerdemannii, 2451 nucleotides long. NCBI's taxonomy places the organism in Eukaryota, Fungi, Glomeromycota, Glomeromycetes, Archaeosporales, Ambisporaceae. The record is from the annotation of a GenBank genome assembly.